Aphanomyces invadans is the source of this 1700-nucleotide messenger RNA. RefSeq lists its product as hypothetical. The record is from RefSeq and is a predicted model, not a curated record. Gene Ontology annotation, molecular function: oxidoreductase activity. The coding region runs from base 23 to 1363 and encodes 446 amino acids. Lineage: Eukaryota; Oomycota; Saprolegniomycetes; Saprolegniales; Verrucalvaceae. The transcript has 4 exons.
CGCCAUCGCAAAGAUCCUUCGCAUGGCUUUCCUCAGGUUUGACGGCCAGGUGGCGGUGGUGACGGGGGCGGGCGGUGGCCUCGGACAGGAGUGGGCCAGAGCGCUAUACGCUCGCGGCGCGACUUGUGUGCUUGUCGACAUUGACCCGCGUGUCCUGCAGCUCGUGAAACCCGCUGUGACAUCGGACGCAAAGUGGGAAUGCGUCGUGGCAAACUGCGCCAACGAAAAGUCCGGCCGGCAAGUGAUCGAAAACGUGUUGACGACUCAUGGACGAGUCGACAUUCUGAUCCACGCAUCCACACAAGUCCAAGACGCAGCGUUCCGCAAGAUGACGCGGUCGCAAUGGGACGCCGUCCUGGAGAACGAUCUCACGUCCGCGUUCACCAUGACCCGCGCCGUGUGGUCCAGCAUGCGGCAGCAAAACUACGGUCGCAUCCUCCUUUGCACGAGCGCGAGCGGCCUCUACGGCAACUUUGGCCAGGUAAACUACGCGACAACGAAAAGCGGCAUCUGGGGGCUUACAAAGGCGUUGAGCGUCGAAGGACGCAAGUACAAGAUCGCGAUCAACGCGAUUGCUGCAGUCGCCGGCACGUCACUCACCCAGUCCGGUAAGCUUUCUCCCGUCUUUACAUUCCACGCGUCGUUCCAACUGCAUUGCCAACAUGUCCGCGGCAUUUUCAUUCCUCUCUGGUCACCAGUCAUGCCCGACGAUGUGUACCUCCGACUCAAGCCCGAGUACACGGCGCCGAUCGUCGUGUAUUUGUGCCAUGCCUCGAGCAGUGAAAACGGCGGCGUGUUCGAGACGGGAGGGGCAUGGGUCGGCAAGUUGCGGCUGCAGCGGUCGCAAGGCGCGGGGUUUCCGUUGGUCGUGACCCCCGAAGUCGUGGCCGCUGCGUGGGACCAAGUCGUCGACUUUUCCGCCCCAGCGUACCCCGCAUCGACCCAGGAAUCGUUUGAGCCGAUGCUGCACAACGUAAACCAUCCUCCGGAGGCGCUGCACACGCCGCAAUCGAAAGCGGUCGUCGCAGUGUUUCAUCGACUGCGGCAGACACUCGCCAAGCUCACGACGCCACUGCGUCCGUCAGGGGGCCACUUGCAGUGGACGAUAGGAACCGCCACGUAUUCGCUGUCCCUCGCGACGAACGAAGUGGUCGUUGUCGACGACUCCAAUGCUGCGGCAACGACGGCCGACCUGACUCUUGAAACGACCGAACACGACUUUCUCGACCUUGUCGCGGGCACGCUGCGUUUACAGCAGGCGCUCGCGGGCAACAAGCUCAAGAUGCGAGGCGACAUGAAGCUGGCCAUGCGGCUGCAACCGCUGCUCAAGCUAUUUCAAGGCUCAGCAACAUCCAAGUUGUAAUUGACAGAGUCGUCGUGAUCCAUAUACAACAAUCGCAUGGCCGUCACAAUAUGACAGUGGUGCAGCGAGAUCGAUUCGGUUUUGUCGCAGCAGAUUGUCUGCGUCGAAACUGCAGUCCAUCUCUCCACCAAAGCGGUGAAGCACGGUCGCAUCGAACGCCCAAGGCGUGACACUUGAGAUGCCCACACUUGCCCUGCACCUACAUACAAUUGCAGUCGUGCACCCAUGCGCCGCAAUCGCGAUGUCGCUGUCGAAUUCUUUCUCAUUCAUCGCACUGCCGUCAUGGCUUUCCCUCGUUUGGGUGUGGAAUAAUGAAAUGCGCACACUGAAAUCUUCA